AUGGCGCAUUCACCUACGGCUGUAAGCAGUAGACUGCAGCAAGACCCUGCAGCAGCAGCAGCAGCAGCAGCAGCAGAUGCGCAGCAUGAGGAGCAACAGCAGCAGCUGCAGCAGCAGCAGCUGCAGCCCGAGCUGCAGCAGCAGCAGCAGCCCAACUUGCAACAACAGCAGCAGCAGCAGUUGCAGUUGCAGUUGCAGCAGCAGCAGCAGCACAACUCACAGCAGCAGCAGCACUCCAAUCACGACUACCACUACGACUACCACUACGACUACCAGCAGCAGCAGCAGCAGCAGCAGCAGCAGCUGGGAGUAAAGCGUGUGCGUCUGCGCGCCAGCAGCAGCAGCAGCAGCAGCAGCAGCAGCAGCGGCAGCAGCAGCAGUAGCGGCAGGAGCAGCUGCAGCAGCAAGGGUUUAUUUUGCGUAAAGAUAGUAGAUUUAAAGAAGGUGAGACAAAGCAGAAACAAAGGAGAUGUGCAGCGCAUGCAACAAGAGCUGAUGCUGAUGAAGCUCUUAGAUCAUCCUAAUAUAAUUAAGACGCACGAAGUGUAUGCAAGCAAAGAUAAACUCUGGACAGUCAUGGAGCUCUGCACAGGGGGCACCCUGCUGCAGCACUACGUGCCUCCCUCAGACAAACAGCAGCAGCAGCAGCAGCUGCUGCUGCUGCAGCAGCUGCAGCACCACCAUCACCAUCACCAGCAUUUCAACGGCAUGCACCACAGACCGCGCUGCAGCAGACGCAACAUCGAGCCAAUCCUGCUCUCCUCAGAGGCCGCCAAGGCCCGCACAAUCCGCAGCAUUUUUGAAGCUUUAUGUUAUUUGCACGACCGCAACAUCGUACACCGCGAUGUAAAGCCGGAAAACUUCGUCUGGACGUCGCAUGCAGCAGAUGCAGAGUUGAAGCUCCUUGAUUUUGGGUUGGCGAACCUCAAUAUACGGAGACCUGUGGGGCGAUCCCAGGGAUCGGGAUCGGGAUCGGGAUCGGGCGAUCCCAGCAGGGGCAACUGUGGGGUCGAUGAUGCUGUUAAAAGGGACGAACACCCCACAGACACCAACGAUGGAGAUGCAUGCAUGCGCUGGCUCCUGCCUCCCCCUGAACUUAUUGCUUCAUUAGAGACAAGAGGUGGGGCAGAAGAGACAGCAGCAAAUCUAUCCAGCGGCAGCAGCUCCUUCCUAUAUACAAGGGCCGGUACGCCGCUAUAUGCUGCUCCGGAGAUCGUCUCAGGUGCACCCGGGUUAGCGUACAACAGCAAAUGCGACGUGUGGAGUGCAGGGGUUUUGCUGCACUUUAUAUACACUGGAGAGACACCCUUUAGCGGCGAAGGAGACACUCAAGUUAUGUGGGCUGUAGCGAACAAAGACAUCAACUGGGCAGACAGUUUAUAUACCCCUCUAGCUGCUAACGGUGUGCUACAAGUGCUUCAAGGCGUACUUCAUAAAGACCCUACUAAGCGAUGGACAGGCAGACAGGUAUUAGAGCAUCCCUACUUUCGGGGUUAUUCGUCUCCUUUGCAUGCGCUGUCUGAUGCUUGUUCGUCUUCUUUGCUGCUGCUGCCUGCUGAAGCUGUUACGCUGCUGCGGUCUUUGGUUCGCUUCGCAGUGUCUCCUCCGCUCAAAAAGGUGGCGCUGCUGAUAAUGGCGCGGCUGCUGCGAGAAGAAGCAACACAAAAUUGGUUGCGCAUAUUUCGUCUCCUCGAUGCAAAGUGCAGCGGGGCCCUGCAUGCAGAGGACCUGCAGCAGCAGCUUGCUGCUGCGCUGCAGCAGCAGAUGCAGCAGCAAAAACAAACGAAUCAAGAGAAGCAGCAGCAGCGGCUGCAGCUUGAAGCCCUCGUUCGCUCUGUGCUGCAGAGACACUCUAGAGAAGUAGAAGAGGCAUAUCUUAUGAUGCAGCGAGCGAGGCAAGAAGAAAAACAAAUGCAGCAGCGACAGCAGCAGCAGCUGCAGCAGCUGCAGCAGCAGCACCAGCUGCAGCAAACGCCGCGCACUGGAAGAAGAGAAAGGGCAACAGCUGACGCCGUCACUCCUCCGCAUGCAGCAGCAGCAGCAGCAGCAGCAGCAGCAGCAGUAACAACAGCAACAGCAGCACCAUCUCCCUGGAAUGGCUUCGAUGCUGAGGCUUCGCUCUUCCUUAGGCGCGCUCGACACCGAGGGUCUGCAAUGCUGCAGCAGACGCAGGCACUUGUGGACGCAGCGGCAGCAGCAGCAAAUGCAGGAACGCCGGAGAAGUGCAGCAGCAUGAGCAGCAGCAGCAGCAGGAGCGGCAGCAGCAGCAGCAGCAGGUGUCUUGAUGUAGAUGAUCUGUUGUCGUUGCUUGCUGCUGAUGCCGCCUGUGCUGCUCCUCAGCAGCAGCAGCUUCCUACCCGGGCAAUGGCGGAGUAUAUGAUAGAACAUGUAAGGUCUGCAUGCAGCCCAAGCCCCCCCAAGAACAGACGCGCGGCGCAGCAGCAGCAGCAGCAGCAACAGCAACAGCAGCAGCAACAGCAAAGGUUGCCGACGCCUUCGCGCCAUACCUUCCACGCAGCAGUGCAGCUGCAGCAGCAAAUUGGUGGCUUUGCAGCAGCAGCAGCAGCAGCAGCAGGCACUUCUAAAGAGCCCCUGGGGACUCCCCUUCGGAGCAGAGCGUACAGCAGCACCCCGACGCCGCAGACUCCAGCAGCAGCAACGGCAGCAACGGAGCAGCACGAAGCCCCAGCAGCAGCAGCAGCAGCAACAGCAGCAGCAGCAGCAGAGGGUGGAGGGACUUCUUCUUGUCUUACUCUGCCUGAGUUCAGGGCGAUGAUGGAGUUUACCUUCACAGAAGAAGCAAAGGCGUUAGCUCGGUCUCAGCUUGCUCUUGUUGCUGCUGCUGAACAGUGCAGCAGCUGCUGCAGUUGCUGCAGCAGCUGCAGCAGCAACAGCAGCAGCUGCAGCAACAGCCCCACUAGGGGCAGACAAGCGGAGCGAUCCGAUUGCUGCACGCGCUGCCACACCCCUGUUCAUCAGCAGCAGCAGCAGCAGCAGCAGCAAAAGCGAAAGAUUGCUCCAUGUAGUUGCUGCCGCUGCAGCAGCGCCUCGUGCAGCAGCUGCAGCAACAGCAAACGCAGCAGGUGCUGCAGCGGCAGCGUGACUCCGCCACGAUCUAUACAGCAGCAGCAGCAGCAGCAGCAGCAGCACCAAGAAGGAAGCCCAGCAGCUUCUUUUCAGUGGGAGACGUCGGGGUCUCCAUCUCCUUCUAAGCGGUGCUGCUGCAUGCAAACGUCAGCUGCAGCAGAAGCAGCAGCACGACCAGCAGCAGCUGCAGCCGCACAGCACUCUCCGCAGACUUCUAUUGGAGAUGCUCCAGCAGCAGCAGCAGCAGCAGCAGCAGAAGAAGAACUCGGGGUCCCCCCGGGUAGCCCUUUACACCCGCUGCAGCGUCUCCUAGAUGAAGCUGUUUGCUGUAGCAGCGACAGCAGCCUUCCUCCCUUGCUGCCGCAGACAGCAGCAACAGCAGCAGCAGCUGCUGCUGCAGCAGGAAACGCUUCUGCUGACGCACAACGCGAACAGGACACGCAAGAGCAGCGACAGCAGCAGCAGCAGCAGCAGCAGCAAAGAAGGGCCGGAGCAGUGCGCUUGGUUGCUGCUGCUGCCGCUGCAACGGCAGCAGGUGUCAGUCGCUUGCUGCUGCAACGGGGCAGCAAAUCAAGCCACCCCAGCAGCUGCAGCACGAAACCCCCAUCUGCAGCAGCACCAACGAGACCUGCAGCAGCAGCAGCAACUGCUGCUGUUACACCAGCAACUGCUGCUCCUCCUGCCCCUUCUUCAUCAGCAGCAAACCGCGUCUUGUCGCUGCAGAAGCGUCGGGCUGCUGCUGCUGCUGCUGCUGCUGCUGCAGCAACACCGCCUCGCAGCGCAUCGCGAACCCCAUGCAACCGCAUCCUCCCUGCAGCAGCAGCAGCAGCACCGUUUGCUGCAGCAACACCAGCAAGAGCAGCAUCACCUGUUGCUGCUGCUGCAUCUCAGCAGCAGCUGAGAGUGCGGCCCCUCACACGGGCUGCGCUGAAGGCUUCGGGCUCUGUGCGGCACUCUCCGGCAGCAGCAGCAGCAGUUGCUGCUGCUGCUGCUGCAGCAACUCCUGUUUCUACAGGUGCCGCUGCUGCUUUACGUGGGGAAGGGCCUGCUGCUACUCGGAAGACACCGCAGCAACGUGCUGCUACUGUGCUGCUGACGCGCCGCGCUGCAGCAGCAACACCGCGUCCUGCUGCCGCUAGAAUAACAGCAGCAGCAACAACAGCAGUAGCAGCAGCAGCAGCAGCCAGAAGUCGGGCGCUGUCUGUUUCUCCUCCGUCACUCGCCUCUCGGAAAGGAGCUGCUGCUGCUGCUGCUGCUGCAGCUGCUGCUGGCGCUCUCUCUCCUGCACAUUCAAGAACAGCAACAGGAGUGGCAGCAGCAACAACAACAACAGCAGCAGCAGCACCAGCAGCAACAGCAGCUAAAGACGUGGCUUCCGGCGCGUCCCUCAGGAAGUCUCCUGGAGGAGGAUCUUCGUCGGGCUCUGGUCCUGCUGCAGCUGCUGCUGCUGCAGUUGCUGCUGCUGUCGCUGCUGUUGCUGCUGCUUGCAGUACACGGACAUCCCGAGCAGCAGGAGGUGUUCCUGCUGCAUCUGCUGCAUCGCCAGCAGCAACUUCAUCUGCAGCAGCAGCAGCAGCAGCAGCAGGGACUUGCUUGAGGGCCCCUAAGGGGGGGCGCUAA
Eimeria acervulina is the source of this 4707-nucleotide messenger RNA. RefSeq lists its product as hypothetical. Gene Ontology annotation, molecular function: ATP binding; calcium ion binding; protein serine/threonine kinase activity. The record is from RefSeq and is a predicted model, not a curated record. Bases 1 to 4707 code for a protein of 1568 amino acids. Gene Ontology annotation, biological process: mitotic DNA damage checkpoint signaling; protein phosphorylation. Gene Ontology annotation, cellular component: cytoplasm; nucleus. The transcript has 12 exons. Lineage: Eukaryota; Apicomplexa; Conoidasida; Eucoccidiorida; Eimeriidae.